Molecule: messenger RNA, 777 nt
Organism: Perognathus longimembris pacificus (Pacific pocket mouse)
Lineage: Eukaryota; Metazoa; Chordata; Mammalia; Rodentia; Heteromyidae
Gene: Cldn10
Product: claudin 10
Exons: 5
Coding region: 63-752 (229 amino acids)
Biological process (GO): cell adhesion; bicellular tight junction assembly
Cellular component (GO): bicellular tight junction; plasma membrane
Molecular function (GO): structural molecule activity
Source: RefSeq, a predicted model, not a curated record
AUGCCUAGAUCCCCCCCCCCCCCCACCCUCCGGUCCUCGGGGCGCUCUGCAGGCCGAGGGCCAUGUCCCGGGUGCAGAUCCCAGGGCUGGUGUUCGGCAUCGGGGGUUUCGGAGCCCUGGUGGCUGCCACGGCUUCCAACGAGUGGAAAGUGACCACGCGCGCGUCGUCGGUGAUCACCGCCACCUGGGUGUACCAGGGCCUGUGGAUGAACUGCGCGGGGAACGCGCUGGGCUCGUUCCACUGCCGCCCGCACUUCACCAUCUUCAGAGUGGAAGGUUAUAUUCAGGCAUGCAGAGGACUUAUGAUUGCUGCUGUCAGCCUGGGCUUUUUUGGUGCCAUAUUUGCACUCUUUGGAAUGAAGUGUACCAAAGUUGGAGGCUCAGAGAAAGCCAAAGCUAAGAUUGCUUGUUUGGCUGGGAUUGUGUUCAUACUGUCAGGCUUGUGCUCAAUGACUGGCUGUUCCCUGUAUGCAAACAAAAUCACGACAGAAUUCUUUGAUCCUCUCUUUGUGGAGCAAAAGUAUGAAUUAGGAGCUGCUCUGUUUAUUGGAUGGGCAGGAUCCACACUCUGCAUAAUUGGUGGUGUCAUAUUUUGCUUUUCAAUAUCUGACAACAACAAGACACCCAGAAUGGGAUACACAUACAAUGGGCCCACAUCUGUCAUGUCUUCUCGGACAAAAUAUCAAGGUGGAGAAGGAGAUUUUAAGCCCACAAAUCCAUCAAAACAGUUUGAUAAAAAUGCUUACGUCUAAGAGCUCUGCCGGCAAGCUGUAUCUU